AGCAGUUGAUGAGUUGGAUAUUACUAUUGAUGUGGAAGACCAAAAACCUGCUGAAUCCAAUAAUCAGACAACAACUUCCAUCGUGGAGUCUGAAAAAUACCAAAUGGAUGAGCUCCAAAAGUCAUCUGCUGCACCAGAAAUGCAGGGAAGUGUGUCUCAUCCAGAAUCUCUCCAAGUGCUUAGAGAGAAAUUCUUUUUAUUAGUUGGGAAAAACUAUCUUGAGACUACACCACCACGGAGCAAGGAAGAGCGUGAUGAGUUCAUGGACUUCAUGCAAGACCUGAGAGUUUUCAUAAAGGGUGCUAGACAAGGAAGUCUGGUGAUAACAGUGCAGUGUAAAUCUCUCCAGAUCUUGGAGGAAUUGUGGAGAGAAUAUUUAUCUGGUCACUUGGGUGAAGUGGUUCAAAAUUGUUUCGUCACGGAAAUGAUCUUGAAGGAACUGAAUCUGGGAGAGCUGAAGCUGAAAACAACAAUGGAUAUAGAAGAGUACAAUGCAUGCAAAGUGUACUUUGAGAGAGUUGCACUCAGAGGUGCUUUGUCAGCUCAGUCAUACUCCACAGGUACUGAAGAUGAGGCACAGAUAGAAAUAUGGAAACAGAACACAGAGGUUGUGGAGUCAGAGAAAGUGAAAAGUAGUUUACCCAUUUUUGAAAUGUCCACCACUGGUCACAAUAAAGAAGGAGAAGAACCACAAGAAACUUUGAAAGGUGAACAGAAAAUUCAGUUUUUCUUUUAUGUACUCUUCUACGAGGAAAUAAAUCAACCAAGAAUGCUCUUAAAUUCUUUCAACUCUUAUAAAGUGCUGGCUUUUUUUUAA
Stylophora pistillata is the source of this 817-nucleotide messenger RNA. RefSeq lists its product as uncharacterized. Gene Ontology annotation, molecular function: protein binding. NCBI's taxonomy places the organism in Eukaryota, Metazoa, Cnidaria, Anthozoa, Scleractinia, Pocilloporidae. The record is from RefSeq and is a predicted model, not a curated record. Gene Ontology annotation, cellular component: cytoplasm.